UUAUUUAAUUGACGCAUGCGCCACACAUUGCAAUCAGCUGUCAAAAAGAACAUAAUCACCUAAAAAACAAAAUUAUUUGUGUCUUUAGAUAAUUCCCGUCAAUAUGGCGGGGCAAAAUCCAGGUUCGCCGACUGACUUUCAAUAUUUUUAUGAGGAUGAAGUCUAUAAAAUCAACAACCGUGGUCAAGUCGUCUUCGGUCUUGUACUUGAAAACUAUGAAGGCAUCUCAAGCGACCAAGAGAGCGACAUUGAAGCAGCUGUACAAAAAGGCGAAAUUCGUGUUGUGUGGCACCCCUCCGGCACUGAACGAGUCAUAUCCGAAAAGACGGUUGGGCUAGCUGAUCGCUCGCUAAUGCCAGGAGACGUUGUUCGACGCCUAAUAGCUGGCAAGGACACCCAGAGGGGAUACUGUAGAGAUAUUGUAAUGACUGCCGCCCUACAAAUAGUUGGUACCAAACAUGUGAUUCCAAGUGUAGCCAGUGAGAGACUGCAACCAUUAGAAGAGUUCACUCCUGACCUUGCAGUGUGUCUCGAUUCCUGGGUUGGAACCUCAAAGGCUGUGCAUAGUAAAUUGCGGCUCUUAUCAGCCGAUGGCUCCCGCCUUGAAUACCCCGACCUAGACAGUUGUCCACUGGAGGACUACUCCAUGCGGCGACGUCGCUCCACACCAUACUCCUCAUCAGAGUUUUACCCCGGCCAAGUAGUGUACGGUCCGCUUGGUUCCUUAGACAAUGCUAACUGGCUUCACAUGACAAAGGAGAUGAAGGCUGCCAGAAAACAUAAGAAUCAUGAUCAUAAGUUUACAGUGGAGGCAGUGGUGACGGAGAGCGUCAGUGUCCACUGGCAGUGCCGUGCGCUCUGCACCCACGUGGCGGAUGCAACCGCCGCACCUGCGCAGCCCAAAUUUCUCGUUGAAGGUGAAGAUCUAAAGAACCUCAAGUUGCUCAAUGUGUUUGAACCAUGCACACUACAGGUCGGUGACCGCAACUUCCUUACUAUCGGUCCAGAAGACACGUUCAUUAGUAAGAAGCAAUGGAGGAAACAACAAAGUAAAUACUAUAGGAAUCUCCGCAAACAGUCGCGGCCAAUUAAGAAAUCGUCGAAGUCAGAUAACAAUUCCACAGACCACAUGCCGUCCAGACCCAAGAAGAGGGCUUCGUCACAUCGCAAACUGAAAUCUGUUGAUAAUGAAAUGGAAGUAGAUGCAUCAGAUGAGAAGCUAGAGUGCUUGGAAGAAGUACUGAAGGCGGACGCGAACUGCCCCAGCAUCAAGAUUGAGCCCAGUGGAGACAUGUCACUGCCAAUGGCCAGUAGUCAAGAAGACACCGUUACAGAGGAGAAAAACGAUUCAGGGAUCAGCCCUGAGCCGACAAAGGAAGAUAGCUCACUACUGAACGGUGACAGCAAGUACUCGGACGGCAACGACGAUGACUCCGACAACUGGGAGAACACGAGCAGCGACGGCAGCGACACCGACAGUGGCGCGACGUGGUCGUCGCGGUGCUCGUCGGCGGCGUCGCAGCGCGGCAAGCGUUCGCCGCAGCUGGCCGUGCGGCUGCUGCGCGGCAAGCGGCUCAAGCGGACCGUGCGCCGCGCGCCGCCCGCGCCGCCGCCGCGCCUCGGCGACCGCGUCGUCGUCGAGACGCUGCACACCACCAGCCGCGCCAACGUCGUCUGGCAGGAUGGAACCAUAGAGAUGGGCAUACCAUCGACCCAACUGUAUCCGAUACACCAUUUGGAUGGUCAAGAGUGCUUUCCCGGCGAUUUCGUAGUUAGCGGCGCUGCCAAUAUUGAGGAGAAUCAGCAGCUGAAACACAGAGAGUAUGGCGUGGUGCAACGCGUAGACCACCACGGCCGCACCGCCAUCGUGCACUGGUACCGGACCUACACCAGCGCGGAUGAGCCUGUUCCCCAGAUGCUGAACGAAAGCGAAAUGAGCGUUUACGACCUGAAGGACCACCCAGACUUCCAAUAUCGACCGGGGACAGUGGUUAUACGAGUAGCCAACUUCACUGGCGAAGACGCCAACUGCACCGCCGGCCAAGUCAUAGACAACUUCCCCACCGGCCGCGUCAAGGUCUGGUGGGUGGAUGGGCACACCAGCAUGUGCUGGCCACAGGAUCUUUACAAGGUGGGCGAGUAUGACUCUGAGGAUGGCGAGCUGUGGGGCUCGGAGGGCUCCGGCUCGGAGGACUCGUGGGAGACGCAGAGCUCGGCGCACGACGCCGACCCCGCCGACCGCGCCGACCGCGCCGACCGCGCCGACCGCGCCGACGCCGACCGCGACCACCACCUGCACCACUUGCAGCCCCUGCAGCAUCUGCCGCACGCGCAAGUAUUCGUGAACCCCAUGCGUCAAGAAGCGGCGGUAGUGGAGACGUUAAGCGUGGGGUCCGGGGCAGGAGCGGUAGCGGGCGCGGGCGCGAGUGCGGGUACGGGCGCGUGCGCGGCAGCGGGCGCGGGCGCGGGCGUGGUGCCGCGGCUGCUGGAACCGCGGGUGGCCGCGCACAUCGAACGAGGCCGGGUCGCUAUGCGCCGCCUUGAGGAAAUGUUCGCCAAGCAUCCCACAUUGCAAAGUCAAGAGAUAAUGCGUAAACUAUUAAAUUUAUAUAAAGACUGCCGGUUCUUGGAUCGUUUGAUGGGAACUUCGUUCUUCCACGAAGAUCACUUUUUGGGCUUGCUGGAGCGCGUCCGCGAGCGUGGCGCCAGCACGCCGCGCGCUGGUGAGCGGCGCGUGCACGAGCAGCUGGCGCGUCUGUUCGCGCCCGUCGCGCCCGUCGCGCCCGACACCAACACCGUGCCCGCGCAGCCCGACACACCUGCAGCAACUGCCGCGCCCGCCACGCCCGCCACGCCCGCCACGCCCGCCACGCCCGCCAUGAGGCUUGACGACCAAGCCAACAAUCGCACCAUCAUCGCUUCCAAUGUCACCGUCGAGCCCAUGGAGGUUGAAAGUACAACACCCAAAAAAGAGUUACACCUAAAUUUGGAAUCAGUACAGGCAUCUGGAUCAGAAAAUAAUGUAUUGCAAGAAAGUGCUAAUGGAGAAAACACGGCCGCAGAGGCGACAGACGUGGAGGGCACAACGCGCAACGUAUGUUACAAACUGUGCUCGCUCAUACACUCGCAACUUGUCAAAGCGCAUGCAGAAGUCAGCCGGAGAAGGCCGCAAGAGUUGGCCGAAUUCCUUAACGGGUUAAUGAGAACACAAAUCUCGAGAGAAGAGAAGUUACCCUACCACUUUUCAGUACAAUACGGCGCUUUGGUCGUAAGCAUGGCUGAUCAGGAUGAGAAAGGUGACGAUAAAUCGACUGGGGACAUCAAAGACGCUACAACUAUUACAGUACCCAAAACUGAAGGCGUUACGGCAACUCCCGCGCCGGAAAGCGCGCCGCUCGCGACGGCCGAGGCGGCCGACGUGGAAGUGGACGCGGACGCCGAGUCGGACGCCGAGGCCGAGGGCGGUGAAGGGUUCUGCGUGCUCGAGUCGGCGCCGGCCGCGCACCGCUUCCAUCUGUCCAUACUGCAACCGUCCGAGCCCAAAAGCUUCUAUUCCGCUGUCAAGCGAGAGAUCAAAUUGCUCAAGAGCGACCUGCCCCCUGGCGUAUGGGUGCGCGGCUACAUGGACCGCAUGGACCUGCUGUCGGUGAUGAUAGCGGGCCCCACCAAGACGCCGUACGAGGGCGGGCUGUUCGUGUUCGACGUGCAGCUGGGCGGCGAGUACCCGCGCGCGCCGCCGCUCUGCCACUACCACUCCUACUGCACCGACCGGCUCAACCCCAACCUCUACGAGGACGGGAAGGUGUGCGUGUCUCUACUGGGCACGUGGUCGGGACGCGGCGUGGAAGUGUGGGGCAAGGACAGCUCACUGCUGCAGGUCAUAGUCUCCCUGCAGGGGCUCAUACUCAACGCCGAGCCGUAUUUCAACGAGGCCGGCUAUGAGAAACAAAAGGGUACGCAGCAGGGCAAAGAGAACUCGCGUAUGUACAACGAAAUGGUGCUCCUAAAACUGGUGCAGAGUAUGACUAAGAUGGUGAUGAAUCCACCGGAGCCGUUCCGCACCGAGAUCCUCCAGCACAUGCGGCAGCAGGCGGGCGCCCUCUGCCGGCGGCUCGAGGCACUAGUAGCGGAGCCUGCGCCCGCGCCGCCCGACUACCCUCUCCUGCCUGCUUCGCGCGGUUUCUGCCUCACGCUUCGCUCCUCUCUCGAGUCUUUCCGCAACGCGCUUCGCCGCAACGAUAUCCACGUACCUCCAUCCACCUUAUAGCCGACCGAGUACCACCCCAUAGAUAGCACUAGUAUUUAAUGUUGUUUUCGCGCCCAUCGGCGUAUAUAAAUCGAAUCACGUAUCACAUACACCGUCACCCGACAGUCGAGCUAGUUUCGGUUCCACACGCGAGACGUCUCUUUACAAAUUAUAAAAAAAAUAAAUCAAUAUUUGUAGCUAUAGUAUUUAUUGUGAUGUACUUUUCGACUAUAGGAAUAUUAUAGAUGUUCGAGCCGAGCGUUAUAUCUAGUUAUUAUUUUCUACAUUUCUUUUUUAUUCACGAUUUUAAAUUGAAAUUAAUAUUUCGAUUUGUCAUCGAGUAUUAUCGUGACGAGUGCAUGGAAAACGUAUUUGUUAUUCAUAUUGUUAGCCAAUAUGAAAAUAACCGGUUUGAAUUAUUGCUAAACCAAAUUCUAAAUGAAAUGUUCGAUCUUAUGCGAAUGAUAGAUUUAUUAAUUAAUGAAUAGAUAAUUAAUAAUAUUUAUUUAUUGAAAAGUAAUAGUACUUUUGAUGCAACAUCCAACGUCGUAAUUUUAGGUUUACGAGUACUUAUUGAAAUUAUAUUUUAAAAUGGAAGCUUUUUGCUACGGUUAGUACUUCGCUACACUCAUGUUAUUGCUGCAAUAAAGACAGUUCAUAUAGUGUAUAAAUAGGAUGUUCCUGUUAACUUAUAUUUCUACGGUCGUUGCGGUACAUUGUUUGCUAGUUAUUUGUAUGAGGAGUGUAUUAUGAAUGUCUCAUUAGUUUCCCUUUAUGUAUGUGUAAUGUUAUGAAUAGAUAUGUUUUUUUUAUGUUUGUUUUCUCCGCGAUUGUAUUAUUUAAUUGGGAAUUGUAAUUAAAAAUUACAAAACAAAAUCGUCCAGAGUUAAAAUCAAUACAGAAAAUAUUUUAGUAUAGUAAUUUAGUUGCUAAUAUUAUCGGAAUAACUUAGUCUCAAAAUUGUUUCUCAUUACUGCUAAGGUUUUAAAUUAUUUUGUCAUUCGAAAUGAAUUAGUUCAAUAAUGGUUUACACUUAGGUACUAAAAAAUCGUUAUGCUGUGAUCGGUCAUUCGUAUUAAGUACAUAAUAACACGUAAAAAUAUUUAGUCCGCAAAUUCUUCGUACCACUAUAGUUUAGAUGAACAACGUUAUUAUUCCAACAAAAACUAAUUAAACUGUUACAACAUUACUAGUGCGACUUAUCUAAAGCUUUCAUACCUGUAUUGAAAUAAUUACACGUAUCACAGACGAGUUAUAGAUGUCGCACCUACACCUAUGUGUUGCGUGCCACAUUCGUUUCUCCCGUAGUCUCUAAUAGCCAACUUGGUUACUAGUUAAACAUUUGGGUAACCUUUAUAUUAUACUGAACAGCCAGGGAUUUAUUUUAAAUAACAUAUUUACCAACAUAUAGUUGACGUGUUUUGCCCCACUGGCAAUUUCUUUUGCUUAUUUUUUUACUCUGUAUAUCCGACACUCAUCUGCGUUACUCUCUCUCUCUCUGAUUAUAAUUUUACAUUAAUACAUAACUCUUACCUUUUUGUAGUUAAUGUUUAAUACCAAAAUUAGUAAUUCUACAGUUACUCUAACUGGCACUACUCCGAGCUCAAGAGUAACUUAAAAACCCAUUAUUUUCGAAGCUCACUACGUCGUCGUUGCAAGAGUUAACUACAUUCAAAUUUUUUUGGAAAUUCAUGACAAAAUAUGUAGAAAAAGGUCUCAUCCUGUUCUCCACCAUCUCUGUUGCUUUAGAGAUGAUGUUUUUGAGUAUUCACUAACAAUAUGACAUUUGUAAUUACAAAAGUAUGGCACGCUUAGGUUUCACAUUAGGUACUUGCGGCAUCUAUCUCUAUUUGUCUGUGGCUCAACUAGUGAGAUAGUGAAUGCAACAUUUAGAAUCUAAUCUGGAAGAACGUUCCUUUUAUCCGCUUCUAGUAUAUCCGACAAUAAUAUUGAAUAUUGCGCGCGAAAAGCGCCGCGCGGCUGCACAAAUACAAUGUAACUUCAUGCCAAAGUCAAUUGAGCUAAGAAAGGCUUUUGUCGCUUGUGUACGCGAGAUAAGUGACAACUAUGUAAUAAUGAUGAUAAAAUAAAUAAUUCUUCAACCUUA
Messenger RNA from Galleria mellonella (greater wax moth), 6353 nucleotides. Its product is annotated as (E3-independent) E2 ubiquitin-conjugating enzyme. The transcript has 24 exons. NCBI's taxonomy places the organism in Eukaryota, Metazoa, Arthropoda, Insecta, Lepidoptera, Pyralidae. The record is from RefSeq and is a predicted model, not a curated record. The coding region runs from base 104 to 4267 and encodes 1387 amino acids.